Heterocephalus glaber (naked mole-rat) is the source of this 3076-nucleotide messenger RNA. It is a transcript of the gene Stt3a, whose product is annotated as STT3 oligosaccharyltransferase complex catalytic subunit A. Gene Ontology annotation, cellular component: membrane. Lineage: Eukaryota; Metazoa; Chordata; Mammalia; Rodentia; Bathyergidae. The record is from RefSeq and is a predicted model, not a curated record. Gene Ontology annotation, biological process: post-translational protein modification. Gene Ontology annotation, molecular function: dolichyl-diphosphooligosaccharide-protein glycotransferase activity.
CUGUUUGUGUGUCAUCUGUUGCCACCUGUUAAAUGUCAAGAUGACUAAGCUUGGAUUUUUGCGGUUGUCCUAUGAGAAGCAGGACACACUUCUGAAGCUUCUCAUUCUGUCAAUGGCUGCUGUGUUAUCUUUCUCCACUCGUCUCUUUGCUGUCCUGAGAUUUGAAAGUGUUAUCCACGAGUUUGAUCCGUACUUUAAUUAUCGGACUACCCGGUUCCUUGCUGAGGAGGGAUUUUAUAAAUUCCAUAACUGGUUUGAUGACCGGGCCUGGUACCCUUUGGGACGGAUCAUUGGAGGAACAAUUUACCCAGGCUUAAUGAUCACCUCUGCUGCAAUCUACCAUGUUCUUCAUUUUUUCCACAUCACCAUUGACAUUCGGAAUGUCUGUGUGUUCCUGGCCCCACUCUUCUCCUCCUUCACCACCAUCGUCACGUACCACCUUACCAAAGAGCUCAAGGACGCAGGGGCUGGGCUUCUUGCUGCUGCCAUGAUUGCUGUAGUUCCUGGAUAUAUCUCCCGAUCUGUGGCUGGCUCUUAUGAUAAUGAAGGGAUUGCCAUCUUUUGCAUGCUACUCACCUACUACAUGUGGAUCAAGGCAGUAAAGACUGGUUCCAUCUACUGGGCAGCCAAGUGUGCUCUCGCUUAUUUCUACAUGGUCUCUUCCUGGGGAGGUUAUGUGUUCCUGAUCAACUUGAUCCCUCUCCAUGUCUUGGUGCUGAUGCUCACAGGCCGUUUCUCCCACCGGAUCUACGUGGCCUACUGCACUGUUUACUGCCUGGGCACCAUUCUUUCCAUGCAGAUCUCCUUUGUGGGUUUCCAGCCUGUCCUUUCAUCAGAACACAUGGCAGCCUUUGGAGUCUUUGGUCUCUGCCAGAUUCAUGCAUUUGUGGAUUACCUGCGCAGCAAGUUGAAUCCACAGCAGUUUGAAGUUCUUUUCCGGAGUGUCAUCUCCCUGGUAGGGUUUGUCCUACUCACUGUUGGAGCGCUUCUCAUGCUUACAGGAAAAAUAUCUCCGUGGACAGGACGUUUCUAUUCAUUGUUGGAUCCUUCUUAUGCUAAGAACAACAUUCCCAUCAUUGCUUCUGUGUCUGAGCAUCAGCCCACCACCUGGUCCUCCUACUAUUUUGAUCUGCAGCUCCUUGUCUUCAUGUUUCCAGUUGGACUCUAUUACUGCUUUAGUAACCUGUCUGAUGCCCGGAUUUUUAUCAUCAUGUAUGGUGUGACCAGCAUGUACUUCUCAGCUGUAAUGGUGCGUCUCAUGCUAGUGUUGGCACCUGUUAUGUGCAUUCUUUCUGGCAUUGGAGUCUCCCAGGUGCUCUCCACAUACAUGAAGAAUCUGGACAUAAGUCGCCCAGACAAGAAGAGCAAGAAGCAGCAGGACUCUACUUACCCUAUCAAGAAUGAAGUGGCAAGUGGAAUGAUACUGGUCAUGGCUUUCUUUCUCAUCACCUACACCUUUCAUUCAACUUGGGUGACCAGUGAGGCCUACUCUUCUCCCUCCAUUGUGUUAUCUGCCCGGGGUGGGGAUGGCAGUAGGAUCAUUUUUGAUGACUUUCGAGAAGCAUAUUACUGGCUUCGUCACAAUACUCCAGAGGACGCAAAAGUUAUGUCAUGGUGGGAUUAUGGCUAUCAGAUUACAGCUAUGGCAAAUCGGACAAUUCUAGUGGACAAUAACACAUGGAAUAAUACCCAUAUUUCUCGAGUAGGGCAGGCAAUGGCAUCCACGGAAGAAAAAGCCUAUGAGAUCAUGAGGGAGCUUGAUGUCAGCUAUGUGCUAGUCAUCUUUGGAGGCCUCACUGGGUAUUCCUCUGAUGAUAUCAACAAAUUUCUUUGGAUGGUCCGGAUUGGAGGAAGCACAGACACAGGCAAACAUAUCAAGGAAAAUGACUAUUAUACUCCAACUGGAGAAUUCCGUGUGGACCGUGAGGGUUCUCCAGUGUUGCUCAACUGCCUCAUGUAUAAGAUGUGUUACUACCGCUUUGGGCAGGUCUACACAGAAGCCAAGCGUCCACCAGGCUUUGACCGUGUCCGAAAUGCUGAGAUUGGGAAUAAAGACUUUGAGCUUGAUGUCCUGGAGGAAGCAUAUACUACAGAGCACUGGUUGGUCAGGAUAUAUAAGCUCAGACACUGGUUCUGAAGCCCUUGCCAAAUAGACAAAUCAGAAGGAGAAGCACUGCCAUUAGCAAGUACCUGGAGAGCACUGCCAACCUGAGUCUAAGAAAAGAGAAACUUCUAGCAAAUUUUAACUCCAAACACUAAGGUCCCAUAACUAUUUGAUUGGACAAAGAGCUUUCAGUUGAGUACAGUAGGAGAUUUUAUGUAUUUUAUAAUUAAGACAUGUCACUGAUGUAUAUAAGCCGUAAGUCUUAAAAAAUAUAAGGAAAAAAAAAUAAGACAACUGUGUAGUAUCUAUUUAAAAAAACAGGAGGAAUUUGAUGGCUUUAGGUAAGUCAGAAUGGUACUCCUAAAGGUCUGCUUGGAUAUACUUCUAUACCUAGGGAAUUUCAUCUUCUAAGGCAAUUUAUAUACCAUGUAUGUAAUUCAAUUGUGGUUGAUACUUAGAUUUAAUGUAAGAUUUAAUUUACUGUAUUUAAACAUAUUACUUGCUGGCGCAUUCCCCUGUAAUCCCAGCACUUGGGAAUCUGAGGCAGUAGGAUUGCCUCCUGAGAACAGGCCAGGGACUACAUAGUGAGUUUGAGGCCAUCCUGAACUAUGUAGUAAGAUCCCAAUCUCCAAAACAAAACAAACAUCUAUCUAUAUCUCUGUCUAUAUCUGUAUGAGCUUGAUUUAUAUAUAGAAUUAUUCCCUAGAAGAGGUUAUUCUGAGUUUUAUUUAUCAAUAUGGUUAACACUUGAGAUCUUAGUAAAAUUCCUCUGUAGUAAUGGAAUAUUUAAUUUGUAACUAUAAUUGUGGCUCUUAGGAAUUUAGUUUUGUUACUUUCUAGACUACAUGAAACUAUCUGUUUGGUUUGGUUUUUUGAGAUUGGAUUAUGUAGUCCAGGCUGAUUUUGAACUCACUGUUAGUCUAGGAUGGCCUAAAACAUGGAAUCCUCCUGCCUCAGCCUCCUAAGUGGUAA